Messenger RNA from Suillus plorans, 1650 nucleotides. RefSeq lists its product as uncharacterized. NCBI's taxonomy places the organism in Eukaryota, Fungi, Basidiomycota, Agaricomycetes, Boletales, Suillaceae. The record is from RefSeq and is a predicted model, not a curated record. Bases 243 to 1496 code for a protein of 417 amino acids. Gene Ontology annotation, biological process: protein K48-linked deubiquitination. Gene Ontology annotation, molecular function: K48-linked deubiquitinase activity; cysteine-type carboxypeptidase activity; cysteine-type deubiquitinase activity. Gene Ontology annotation, cellular component: cell periphery; cytosol. The transcript has 5 exons.
UCUCCGUCGCGCUGCCGCGACAGCAAAAAUGAAUCGAAAGGCUGUCCAAUGGAACGCAAUGAUCACGAGUGAGAAUUCGAAGAGACUAGCUCGUUUUGCGCAGAAUCUUGACACUGAAAAAUGUUGUGAAAACUCACAAGUUUCAAAUUUAACUGUGACGACGAGGUUACCACCAAGGUUGCACCGCCACGAACCUCGUUUCGGUAUUCGCCUUCUUGGUUACUACCCCAACUGUAGCUUUCAUGACAGAGCGUGCUGAUACCCUCCAUGUAUCAAGAGCAGAAGUCUGGUACCUCAAGGAAAUCGCGUUUGGAAGCACGGAAACAAAGCGAAGAUUAAAGAUCAUAACACAGAAUUUUAAUGGACCAUGUUCAUUCAUUGCUAUUUGCAAUAUCCUGAUACUGCGAGGGCAGAUUGAGAUCCUGCCGUAUGAGCGGGGAACAGUGUCGUAUGAGUUUCUUGCGCAGCUCGUAGGAGAGUAUCUCCUCAUGAGCUGUCCGGAUAUUGAUGUCUCUGCUGCGCUCUCGAUUAUGCCCAGCACCACCAGUGCGCAUCAUUUCUUUCCAAUUUGUAUAGUAGUCAAUGAAGCUAAUAUGGUGUUAGAGGGCCUCGACCUGAACCCUGUCUUCACAGGCGCUACGUCAUUUCGACCUGCAGGGGAAGGUGGGGAAUUGAAGUUGUUCGAGCAGGCAGGGAUAGAGCUCGUGCAUGGGUGGCUUGUUGACCCUGACAGCGAGGAGUACAGGGUGUUGCAGCAUGUGCGUGAUUACGAUACUGCUGUCACACUCAUUGCGGAUGCGGAUCAUAUUACGAGGGGACGGUUGUUGAGUGGGGAUGUGUGGGGUGAAGGAGAAGGAGGAGAAGUAGGGAGUAGCAGUCAAGUGGGGAGCGGCCCGAGUGGCUAUGCGGGCCCGAGUAGUGCUAGCGAUAAUUACUCGGAGAAAGAUAGAGAGAAGAUCGAACAUGCGCUUGUGACACAAGCGUUCCUGGAUAGUACCCAGUCUCAAUUGACGUAUCAUGGGCUAUUUCAACUUGCGUCUACAUUACAGCCAGGGUCGCUUGUUGCAUUGUUCCGAAAUUCACACCUUUCCGUGUUGCAUAAGCGAGAGGGGGAGGAUUCGUCGCUUUACAGUUUGGUCACGGAUCAUGUGUUUUUGCAAGAGCCGUCGGUAGUAUGGGAGCGCUUAGAAGAUGUUGAUGGGGUUGGGUCGACGUUCGUGGACUCGGAUUUUGUUCGUUCGACACCUGUGGGGGGCGACUUCGCUGGACAAACGGCGGAAAGCGCAUUGCAUGCCCUAGAGAUGGAAGGGAACCCAGAUGUGAUAUUAGCACGACAACUACAAGCGGAAGAAGAUGCGCGGUCGCAUGAGAUAUAUAAGCGGAGGCAGCAACAGCAGGAGAUUCAACAGAAGGAAGAGGAGGAGCGGAAACGGAAGAACGAGGAUAGUGCUAGUAGGAAAAGCAAGAAGACGAAAGACAAGUGCAUUAUAAUGUAGAAUGCUAUACCCGAUAAUUUUAUAUGUAUUGCCAUGUCAUAUGUGCCAUGUAUCUACGUCGGCUUGCGUGUGAGCAAAACAUAAUUGCAACCAAUAGAUUGGAUUGUAAUCAUCAAGAGAAUGAUCAAAAUCAUGAUGUGGAAUGGGAACAAUG